Penicillium verrucosum is the source of this 528-nucleotide messenger RNA. RefSeq lists its product as uncharacterized. NCBI's taxonomy places the organism in Eukaryota, Fungi, Ascomycota, Eurotiomycetes, Eurotiales, Aspergillaceae. Bases 1 to 528 code for a protein of 175 amino acids. The transcript has 5 exons. Gene Ontology annotation, molecular function: zinc ion binding; carbonate dehydratase activity. The record is from RefSeq and is a predicted model, not a curated record.
AUGGCAACUACUAUUGCGGGUCUGUUGGAGCGAAACAAAGCUGUCAAUCAUACACCUCUCCCUUCUAUCGCAGAGAGAAAGGGACAUGGUGGAGCUCCACCUCGCACUGUGAUCGUUACCUGUUGUGACCCCCGAUGCGUUCCCGAGAAUUUUUUUAAUCUAAAAGCAGGAGAAGUUGUUGUCCACCGGAAUGCUGGAGGAAACAUCCGCCAUGCCCUCCGAGAUAUCCUAAUUCUGGAUGCACUAGUCAAGCUUGAAGAAAUUGCCAUUGUCCACCAUACCGACUGCGGCACUCUGCGCUUUACGGACGAGCAGCUCCGAACUGCCUUGAAGAAACAAACCAAUGAGACACACUGGGCCAAGAUUGAGGCGAUGGAAUUUGGCGCGGCUUCGGGGAUUGAAGAGAAUCUGAAAGGAGACCUUGAGUGGGUUCACGGAAACCCCCUGCUGAGGGAGGCGCUAAAGGAAGGUACUCAGGGCUUCAUCUUUGACCUUAAGAGUGGAAAGGUGGAGAAAGUCGUACUUUAG